Molecule: messenger RNA, 765 nt
Organism: Paralichthys olivaceus (Japanese flounder)
Lineage: Eukaryota; Metazoa; Chordata; Actinopteri; Pleuronectiformes; Paralichthyidae
Source: RefSeq, a predicted model, not a curated record
GCAGAGAGACGGCGGCGCUCUGUCCUGGAAACAAACCCUGUCGCCAUGACACCAAGGAGGUUCGAUUCCUGAAAACCAGCUGCCACGACUUCCUGAGCUCCGGGCUGAAGUACCAGCACCUCAGUCCUCCAUCGCCAGAGAUCGACUACAUCCCCAUCAGGGUGGAGCUGAGGGAGCAGAGCACACGGGCCCUGCUGGAGUCGGAGGCGGUGUGGUUGCCAGUUUUGAUCCACGGUGCGAUGCAGAACCAGCCGCCCCAGGCCGGCUUCAUGGCCUCCUUCAUCCUGGAGGUGGACCAGUUCAUCCUCACCCCGCUCACCACCGCCGCCCUGGACGCCAAAGACCACGAGACGCCACAGGAGAGGUUGGUUUUCAACGUGACCGUCCCGCCCCUCGAGGGCUACGUCACCCACCUGGAUGACCACACCAAGCCUGUCGGGUCUUUCACCUGGCUGGACCUCCACGAGAUGAAGGUGGGCUACCAGCCGCCCAACAGCAGCCAAUCACAUCGCAGGAACUACGAGGUGGAGUUCCAGGUUAUAGACGGCUCCUAUAUGACCAGCCCACCCAUCAUGGUGCACAUCUCCAUCAGGGCGGCUGAAACCAACGCACCCAGAGUCUCCUGGAACAUGGGUCUGGAUCUGUUGGAGGGUCAGUCUCGACCAAUCACCUGGGAGGAGCUGCAGAUCGUCGACAACGACAACAUCGAUGGUGUCCACCUGGUGGCGGUGGAUGGUCCCCUGCACGGCCGUCUCAGUGUCAGAG